This is a messenger RNA of Lentinula edodes (shiitake mushroom), 1056 nucleotides long. RefSeq lists its product as uncharacterized. The transcript has 3 exons. The annotation marks the transcript as partial. NCBI's taxonomy places the organism in Eukaryota, Fungi, Basidiomycota, Agaricomycetes, Agaricales, Omphalotaceae. The record is from RefSeq and is a predicted model, not a curated record.
AAACCUAGCCAGCAUCAUAUAAAUUUCACUCUACGCAAGCUGGUGAAGCAACUACUUCCGUUCUGGGAAGGAGUCUUCUAUGUACACACCGCGCGCUAUCUUCUCGGGCGAAGAGUCUUCAUAGCGCUCAUUCCUGCUGUAUGUGACACCGAAGGCGCACAUCAGCUUUCGGGAUUUGCUUCACAUAGCCAUACAUACUUUUGUCGACGAUGCCUAUUACAAAUUGGCGACAUUCACAACCUUGUUCCCAAAACAUGGCUAAUGCGGGACUCUGCCCAGCAUAGAGAAUUAGCUCUCAAAUGGAAAGAGGCUUCGACGGAAGAAGAAUGCCAGAAAAUUUAUGACAAGUAUGGUAUCCGGUGGUCGGAGCUCUUAGAGCUACCGUACUGGGAUCCCGUUCUUUUCACCAUCAUCGACGACAUGCAUUUUGCGCAACUCGGCCUGUUUGAAACUCAUCUCCGUGACAUAUGGCAAAUUGACCACAAAAGUGACUAUAAGAUCCCACCGUUUGAUACUUCUGAUCCGCCUCGAAUGUCCAAAGAUGAUAUGGGACGGAGAUUACUACUUUGGGUGAGCCACAGUACCAUCAUUCAACCGGAUAUGAAACGAACUAUUUUGCCUACUUGGAUUCAAUCACCGCCUCCAAAUUGGGGUACUCCUGCACAAGGCAAGCUUAGCGCUGAUGAGUAUAAGGUCGUAUGCUCAAUCUCACUGGUCAUUACACUAAUCCGGGUGUGGGGAUACGGAACCGAAAAUCUUCAGUCCCGUCGCUUCCAGAUGCUGCUGAAUUAUCUGGACCUUGUUCAUGCAAUUCGCGUCCUUUUGCUCCGUGAAACAUCUCGGAAGUCAAGAGACUAUUACAGAUCUCAUAUUCAGAGAUAUCUAGAGACUGUCCUGGUGUUAUAUCCCGAUUUUACACUAAAACCAAACCACCAUUUCUCACUCCAUGUUCUCACUGACCUGGAAACCAUGGGCCCAGGUCAUGCUCGGAGUACCCCAGUAUUUGAGCGAAUCAACCAUUCCUUACAAGAACUUAAUGCGAACCAACACCUAGGU